CCACUUAGUGUUUCUCUCCUUGUCCUCCUUUAAUUUUUAUUCUUUGGCUUGUUCAUCGCCAUCAUUAGCAACAAAGUUCCAUAUUUGAUUUUUUCUUCAACUUUCAUAGCUACCACAAGAAAAGCUAGUGUGUGAGAGAAAAGCUAGCUGUUGGUACUACUUAUAUUUACUAACUCACUACCUGCUACUUUCUUGUUCAAACAUAAACAGAUCUUGUUCUCAUACAAUUUCCUCACUCAAUUUCACCUUCUUUCUUGAUUUUCUGAUCUGGGUGUGUUGUUUUUAUCAUUGGGAACUCCGUUUUUUUAGCAUUGUGUCAAAUUCUUUGAACUACUUUUCAUUUGCUUUAUCUGAUCUCUGUGCUUUGAGUUUUUCCUUUGAAUUUGUGGUUCUGCAUAUCAUCAAUGGAAGAAGAUCGAGAAUUUAAGCAUGUCUGCAAGUUCUGCAGCAAAAGUUUCCCUUGUGGUAGAUCCUUAGGUGGUCACAUGAGGUCUCAUAUGAUCAACAACAAUUCAGCUGAAAUUACAGAUUUUGGUAAGUUGAGUAAGAAGAAGAAGCUCUCAUCGUUUGUUAAUAAUAAUAUUGGCUCCUACGGGAACUCUGAAACCCCUGGUUAUGGUCUCAGAGAGAAUCCCAAGAAGACCAGAAGACUUGCAGAUUCGAAUGAAGAAAGUUCAAUCUAUGACAAGUUUUGCAAAGAGAGUAGUGGAAAAGGGCAUCAUUCUUGGAAAGCAUCUGUUGGUAACAUGAACUCUACUCAAUCAGAGAAAGACACCAGCUUUGAGGAUCAAGACUCCUGGACUAUUGGUAAUGAGAAGCUGGUGAUGGAUAGCCAAUCUGAUAAUGAGACUGCUGCUCCAAAUCGAAAAAGGCGAUCAAAACGAAGAACAAGGUACAUGGUCACUGCGAGGUCCUUUUCUGUGUCUGAGAUUCAACAAGAACAAGAAGAGGUUGCUAUGUGCUUGAUGAUGCUUUCGAGGGAUGUAGGCCCUAGAGGUGGGUUGAAUUCUAUUGCUGAAUCUUCUAAUAAUAAUUCUGAGUAUUUCGAAGCUAAAAAUGAGGUUAAGAAUUCUGUUUGUAGUGUUGAUGAGGUUGUGAAGUUGAAAAUGCUCAAAAAGAAGUCGACGUCUGGUUUUGUAGAUUCAGAGAACUUCCAAUUUGAAGGGAGACACUCUGAGUAUUCUGUUGAUGGAUUUGUCGAGAAAGAUGGAACAAAGAAGUCACAAUUGCAUUAUCUAUAUGGAGAUGAAAAUUCUGAAGUUGAAUUGGGGAGAAAUUCAGUGAAGGAAACUGAAUCAGAUCACGCUCAAUUGGGUUCCAGUAAUAAGUUCAAUUCGAACAAGAAAAAGCUUCCUGAUUCAUCAACAACUGAUGUUUUGGAAACUGAACUCCACAAGCAUUCUCAAAAGAGAAGCAAAUUUGAGUGUACUACUUGCAACAAGAUCUUCCAUUCAUACCAAGCUCUUGGUGGUCAUAGAGCUAGCCAUAAAAAGAUCAAAUUCGCUUCGAAAAUCAAUAGCAGCGAGACUAGUAUUGAAACAGAACUCUCCCCUGACCCAACACCAGAUAGUAAGAUCAUCAAUUCCAUGAUCAAUGAGACUGAAACUGAUCACUCAAUUGCAGAUUGUGAUGAGAGAGCUGACACAAGUUAUGGGGCAAUAAAGAAAAGGCAUGAGUGCCCAAUUUGCCUAAAAGUUUUCUCAUCAGGCCAAGCAUUGGGUGGUCACAAGAGAUCCCAUUUAAUCAAUGCCAAUGAAGCUAGGAACAAUCCAACCAUUGUUAUUGAAAAACCAAUACCCGAAAUUCGAAGCAUUCUUGAUCUUAAUCUGCCUGCUCCCGUUGAAGAAGAUAGCAGCAAUGCUCAUCUGGGAUCCAAGCCAUGGUGGAUAGCUAGCAGCCACAAGCAUGAAGCACUUGUUGGCUUAAUCUCUAACUGACCCUCUUGGUCCCUGGCCAUGCUUUAACCAGUUAUUCAAUAAAAUUCAAGAGUGUACAGAAAAAUUCUCUGCUUAUUAUUUCAUUCAUUCUUUUACACAUUCAAGAAUACUCCAAGGUCUUUUGAACCAUUAAGACUUUCUAUAAACACUAUGCACACUUGUUAGU
Messenger RNA from Mangifera indica (mango), 2103 nucleotides. Its product is annotated as zinc finger protein ZAT4-like. NCBI's taxonomy places the organism in Eukaryota, Viridiplantae, Streptophyta, Magnoliopsida, Sapindales, Anacardiaceae. The coding region runs from base 405 to 1937 and encodes 510 amino acids. The transcript has a single exon. The record is from RefSeq and is a predicted model, not a curated record.